Messenger RNA from Camelina sativa (false flax), 1836 nucleotides. NCBI's taxonomy places the organism in Eukaryota, Viridiplantae, Streptophyta, Magnoliopsida, Brassicales, Brassicaceae. The record is from RefSeq and is a predicted model, not a curated record.
UUAAAAACAAUAAAUGAAUAAAAUAAAAAGGAAUUAAAUUCCACACCACAAACUUCGACUUCCAUUUCCAUAAACAUUCCGUUUCAGCUUCAAUCGAAGACGACGAACUUACAAACAACAAGACGACGACGAAGAAGAAGAAGAAGAAGAAGAAGAAGCACAAUCACAAUUACACACACCUUACAUUCUCAAUCUCACUGUUAAAACUCGCCGGGGAAAAAAAAAAAGUUAUGUCUCGGCCUUCGUCAGCGUCUGCAAUCAGACCUGAAGAUUACGCUCACAGUCCAGUUCACUACGCCGUCGUUUUAGGAGAUCACGGCGCGCUCACUCGUCUUCUCUCCUCGUUGCCGAAGCUAGGAGAUCCAGAGCAGAUCCGAACAGAAUCCGACUCACUGAGUCAAGAACGAGUCGCUGAUCAGAUCUCCGCCUUGCUCGACCGCCGCGACGUUCCUUCACGCGAGACGCCGCUCCAUCUAGCGGUUAGACUCGACGACAUCUUCGCGGCGAGGGCGAUUUCUUCAGCCGGAGGAGAUAUCUCGCUGCAGAACGCUUCCGGAUGGAAUCCGCUACAGGAAGCGUUUUGUCGCCGGAAUUCUGAGGUUAUGAAAGUGCUUUUGCGGCAUCACCACCGUUUAGCUUGGUGUAAAUGGCGGCGGAGGUUGCCUCGUUUGAUCGCUGUUCUCCGCCGUAUGAGAGAUUUCUACAUGGAGAUCUCUUUCCACUUCGAGAGCUCCGUGAUUCCGUUCGUCGGAAAAAUCGCUCCCUCCGAUACUUACAAGAUCUGGAAACGCGACGGUAACCUCCGCGCUGAUACUACUUUAGCCGGAUUUGACGGUUUGAAAAUUCAGAGAAGACGACACAGUAGCUUUGUUAAAGAAGAUAGAGAUUGGAUCUCCGUCGGGAGAAAAAGCGUCGACGUUUAUCCAUCCGCCGCGCCGCCACGACCACCCCCGCCGUCGCAGCAAUCUCAAUUGCAACCACCGAGGAGGUCAAUGGCUCAAAUCCAGCCACCGAGAAGAUCAGUGGCUGUACCUUCAACUGUGUCUCCGGUGAAUCCUCCGCCGUCUCCUCAGAUCAAAGAGAAGGAGUUCGUGAAAAGCUUGCAUCCGUCAGUUUGGUUAACGGAACAGUUUCCGUUAAAAACGGAGGAGCUGCUUCCGUUACUUGACAUUUUAGCUAAUAAAGUUAAAGCCGUCGCCAGAAUGCGUGAUCUUCUCACCACCAAGUUUCCGCCGGGAACUUUCCCAGUCAAGCUGUCGAUUCCGGUGGUCCCUACGGUCAAAGUAGUCAUCACAUUCACCAAGUUCGUCGAGCUUCCGCCGGCGGAGACAUUCUACACCCCGCUCUCUAGCCCAAGGUUUCUUAACUCAGCCAACUCCACUGCAGGUGAAGAAGACCAAUCCGAUGAUGAGAAACCGGACGCUCGGAAUUCAAUCUCACGGCCAUCGACGUGGCUGAGACUAGCAAGUGGGAAAGGCUCACAGCGAAGGAUAGAGGAAGAGGAGCAGCAAAUGCCCGACCCGUUCGCUAUACCAAUUGGGUAUAAAUGGACCAGCAUGAGUAGUCGUAAUAAUAACAAGUCAGGUAAUAAUAAUAGUAAAAUGAAGAAAUCAAAGUCUACUAAGAGAUCAAAGUAGUUUACUUUACUACUACAUUUUGAGGAAUCGAAAGAUAUAAAAAUCUAGUGUUCAUUUUUCUUUUUUUCGUUGUAGAUAAUCUGAUAUUUUUAGUGAUAUAGUGAAACUGGUUGUAGUAUUUUUUUUUUUUUUUUUUUUUUACUAUACAUUUGAAAUUCUUUUGAUAUGAUCAAAUCAAAUGCUGUCGUUUUUACUCUUU